CAAAUACGAGAAGAGGCUCCAGCGCGCAUCGCUCACGGUUGCGCACAGAGGAGACGUAGCUGCGACACCAGCGAGGCGAAGACGCGACUCUGUGGUCGAGAGGAUGCAGUGAAGCAGCCUCCAGCGAGAGCUCAGCUCGGAUUCUAACGCACAGUGAUACCCGUCGAAAUGAGCGUGAUCCCGGCCGGGCACGACGGCAGGAUGGAGGGCGGCAGAGGCAGCCGGGCCGACAGCGGCAGCGGCGGCGGCUCCCCGAGGCUCCAGCCGUGCGCGCAGCCUCCCAGCAGCAGCAGCGGCAGUAGCAGCAGCAGCAGCCGGACUAAAGAUGCCAGACACCAGCAGCAGCAGCUCCAGCAGAGGCAUCAUGGUGGCUCGAUGUGGAAGCAGCCGUCUCACAACGAGCCCUCGGACGUCGUGAGGCGCGCGCUGGACUUCAAGUGCCAGGGCACCCAGUGCUACAAGGAUAAGAAGUACCGGGAGGCGAUCGGCAAGUACCACCGCGCUCUGCUGGAGAUCAAGGGGCUGUGCAGGGUGCUGGGAGACCCGGACACCGGCUCCAAGCCGCCGUCCCCCCUCCUGCCGACCUUCAGCAAGUCCAGCACCCUCACGGACGAGCAGAAGGGGGCCAUGGAGAACGCCGAGCUGGAGUGCUACAACAGCCUGGCAGCCUGUCUUUUGCAAAUGGAGCUGGUGAACUACGAGCGAGUGAAAGAAUACUGUUUGAAAGUGCUUUACAAGGAAGGGAAGAACUUCAAGGCUCUCUACCGCUCCGGAGUGGCCUACUACCACCUGGGAGACUUCCAGAAGGCCCUGUACUACCUGAAGGAGUCACACAAACAGGAGCCAUCAGACACCAAUGCCAUCCGCUACAUCCAGCUGACAGAGAUGAAGAUUCGCCGGAGCGCCCAAAGGGAAAAGAAAGAGGCCACAUAAGCACUCGGUGUCUGAUGGCUUCUCGGCCAUCGUGCAUUUAAAGCCCGACUGUGUUGCUUUUGCUUUGCACAACAUCCGGUUGCCAGCUUUGUGAUUGAACUUCACCAAUGUGUGCUUGAAGCAUUUAAAAAAACAAAAAAAAUUGUACCAGAUAUUGAGUUUUUGUCUCGACACCAUCAAACUACGGUGGCCGAGAGAGCUCAACACACUGCGGAUUAAUAAAACACAUGCAAAUAGAAACAAGACUUGCAAAUCAAGAGUGCAAAUACAGAAACGCCCUGCAAAUAGCGAGAGUGACACUGGAAACAUUUCCAAGGAACCCUUAAAAUGUUAAAAAUGUAUUGAAGUCUUUUCUGGUUUUUCUUAAUUUGCAUGUGUUGUUUCUAUUUGCCUUUUUAAUCUGCAGUGUGUUGAACUCUCUCGUCCACAGCACCGAAUGGAUCUAGAAUGAAUCCAUCGGGAUUAUGUUUUAACCAUUACAAACUGAUGCACUGCCAGUCCAAACAUUGCACAUACAGGCCAACACUUGUGAUACAGACAGGAGCAACACGGCCUAUAGGGGGGUGGGGGGUGGGGGAUCCAGCAGGUCUGUGGGCGAGAACUGUAAAUUAGCACCUGCCCUCGCACAAGAUGUCUUUCGAAUGGCACAGAGUUAGUGAGCAACAACCACUUCCGCCUCUGUCAACGUACUUUGAUUUUGAAAAUAUUAUAAAGAUCAAGAUUCCUUUUGAUACUUAGAAUAUAUCUUAACAAAUGGUGCUUUCACAAAGUAGGGUUUUAACAUGAAAUGCGAUGGUUCAGACAUCAGGAGCACACGGUUGCUAAUUGCAGUACAAGCUUAAAGAGACAUAUCACAAAAUGUAAAUAGGCUACUUGACAGAGAUCACAAGAAAGUGUUAUGGAGGGGUCAGCUAGUUGUGUUUAUUAACGCCAAAACAAAGCACUUCAUUCACAGCAUUUACUGUACCAACAAAUACUGUAUGUUUACUGUAAAGGUAUGUGUGUAAUAAAUGUGUUUAUUGAUUGAU
This is a messenger RNA of Platichthys flesus (European flounder), 1961 nucleotides long. RefSeq names its product tetratricopeptide repeat protein 9A. The record is from RefSeq and is a predicted model, not a curated record. Gene Ontology annotation, molecular function: protein binding. Lineage: Eukaryota; Metazoa; Chordata; Actinopteri; Pleuronectiformes; Pleuronectidae. The transcript is spliced from 3 exons. Bases 169 to 933 code for a protein of 254 amino acids.